Molecule: messenger RNA, 1118 nt
Organism: Mya arenaria
Lineage: Eukaryota; Metazoa; Mollusca; Bivalvia; Myida; Myidae
Product: tartrate-resistant acid phosphatase type 5-like
Exons: 6
Coding region: 61-1050 (329 amino acids)
Molecular function (GO): acid phosphatase activity; ferric iron binding; ferrous iron binding
Source: RefSeq, a predicted model, not a curated record
AGUGCCAGUGUCUUAAAGUCGCGAAGACCUUAUGGAUGUUAUCUAACAAGGUUUUAAACUAUGAAUUUAUAUUUUGAUUUACUGUCGACGUUGGUUGCACUUGCAGGGGUAAGCACGAUAUCUUCCUCGAAACCCAGGUUCAACGAUGGCCACCUACGGUUCAUGGUUUUGGCCGACUGGGGCGGGCUGUCAUUCCAUCCUUUCACCUCACCCGUGCAGAAGGCCGUCAGGGACCAGAUGACGUCAUAUGCACGUGAAAACAAACCUGAGUUCCUGCUCGUGUUAGGGGACAACUUUUACCUAUAUGGCGUUAACAAUGUUGAUGACCGUAGAUUUAUGACGACAUUUGAGAACGUGUACACGCACCCUUCGCUUCACGUGCCGUGGCAUAUUGUAGCCGGAAACCAUGACUACUUUGGAAACGUCUCCGCUCAGAUUGCUUACUCCAAGGUUUCAGAUAGAUGGAAGUUCCCGGACUACUAUCACAAGUUCACAGCCCCGAUAGCGGGUGGGCGGACGGUGGAAGUGGUGAUGAUCGACACGAUACUUCUUUGCGGGAACGUGUACACCCUCCGUGGUCAGCCCGUGGGUCCGGAUGACAAAGCCGCUGCGGAGGCUCAUUUUCGCUGGAUUGAGGAGGCGCUCAGCCAGUCAAAGGCGAACUAUUUGCUGGUGGGUGGACACUACCCCGUCUAUUCAGUGGGAAUGCACGGACCCACCGACUGUCUAAGAGACCGACUAGAGCCAAUGUUGAUUUCAAACAAUGUCACUGCAUACCUUGCUGGUCACGACCACAACUUGCAGCACAUAAAGAGAACCACAAACGGAACAACCCUAGACUAUUUCAUCGUCGGAUCUGGAAACUUUGUCGAUCAGAACCGCUUUCCGUAUACAGACAUCCCCGACGAUAUGGUCAAAUUCUUUUUCGCUGAUCUUAUACAACUAGGAGGGUUUGCUCAUUUCGAAGUGACCACUGACACAAUGACCAUACAUUUCCUGGACGGAGCUGGUGUUGACAUAUAUCAAUAUACGUUAUAUCCAAGAAUUUGAACGUAUUGCAUGGUUUCAUACAUGUUCCAGUUUCUUGUUUUGAAAUACAACUCUUUUCUACAGCAUAA